Kogia breviceps (pygmy sperm whale) is the source of this 1621-nucleotide messenger RNA. The record is from RefSeq and is a predicted model, not a curated record. Lineage: Eukaryota; Metazoa; Chordata; Mammalia; Artiodactyla; Physeteridae.
AGUCUGCAUCCACUGAUGACCUAUCCCCGGAGGGUAAGCGCCGUAGUGGACGCUGCGAGGGACCUGUUGCUUGGUAACGAUUUUUGGUUACCCCUGAAGUCUCUUUCGUCUGACUUGGUGCCAGUCUUGUCACUGGCACAUCAUGGCUUCCAGUCCCACUGUGUUGAUGCGGUUGGUGGCUUCAGCAUAUUCUAUUGCUCAAAAGGCAGGAACAAUAGUCAGGCGUGUUAUUGCUGAAGGAGACCUGGGUAUCGUGGAGAAGACCUGUGCAACAGACCUGCAGACCAAGGCGGACCGAUUAGUUCAAAUGAGCAUAUGCUCUUCUUUGGCGCGGAAAUUCCCCAAACUAACAAUUAUAGGGGAAGAGGAUCUGCCUCCUGAAGACGUGGAUCAAGAGCUGAUUGAAGAUGGUCAGUGGGAGGAGGUCCUGAAGCAACCAUGCCCAUCACAGUACAGCGCCAUCAAAGAGGAAGACCUUGUGGUCUGGGUUGAUCCUCUGGAUGGUACCAAGGAAUAUACUGAAGGUCUUCUUGACAAUGUAACAGUUCUUAUUGGAAUUGCUUAUGAAGGAAAAGCCAUAGCAGGAGUUAUUAACCAGCCAUAUUACAACUACCAGAACAGUGAAAAUCAAAAGUUAAGGGAACCCAGGAAUGAAGCAAAGGUGAGAAAAAUAGCUAGGCUUUUGGCGGCGCUGGUAGGCAGAAAAGAGGCAGGACCAGAUGCUGUGCUGGGGAGAACAAUCUGGGGAGUUUUAGGUUUAGGCGCCUUCGGGUUUCAGCUGAAAGAAGUGCCUGCCGGGAAACACAUUAUCACAACUACCCGGUCCCAUAACAGCCAGUUGGUUGUGGACUGCGUUGCCGCCAUGAACCCGGAUGACGUGCUGCGGGUGGGAGGAGCAGGAAAUAAGAUUAUUCAGCUGAUUGAAGGCAAAGCCUCUGCUUAUGUAUUUGCAAGUCCUGGAUGUAAGAAGUGGGAUACCUGUGCUCCAGAAGUCAUUUUACAUGCUGUGGGAGGCAAGUUAACCGAUAUCCAUGGAAAUGCCCUUCAGUAUAACAAGGAAGUGAAGCACGUGAACUCAGCUGGCGUCCUGGCCACACUGAGGAAUUAUGACUACUAUGCAAGUCGAGUUCCCGAAUCUGUUAAAAAUGUACUUGUUCCUUGAAGGGAAAUCUCGUCGACUCAGCCAGGAGGAGGACUUGCUCCUCAAAAUAACACAUGUUAAAACUAAUUGGAUGGAAUUUGAGCUCUACCUUUACUUCAUUCAUUGUUGAUCACCGAUUUACAUUUGGUUACUUAGGAGUAGAAAAUUGAAUUUUUAAACGUCUUGAUUAAUGGAUCAACCAGACCAAUUUUGACAUCUGGAAAACUUGUAAAGUCAGUAUGUUUCACAUUUCAUUUUUCCUCCUUUUAUUUGGAGCGGUGAAAGUAAAGCUUAGUUCCAACUGGCCACCCUGGUACACUGUUGAAUCAGCAUUCCUGUUUGGUAAACCCGAUUUCUUUAGGGCACAGAGCCACAAGUUAUUACCUAAAUCUCAUUCUUGUCUUUCACAGUAAUGUAAAACGUUUUCCUACUCCCAUUCUGAAUACAUUAAACUAUCAUUCUAUAUGUUGAUGAAACAGA